Achroia grisella is the source of this 1397-nucleotide messenger RNA. RefSeq names its product deoxyhypusine hydroxylase (gene nero). The record is from RefSeq and is a predicted model, not a curated record. The coding region runs from base 72 to 983 and encodes 303 amino acids. The transcript has 4 exons. Gene Ontology annotation, molecular function: deoxyhypusine monooxygenase activity. NCBI's taxonomy places the organism in Eukaryota, Metazoa, Arthropoda, Insecta, Lepidoptera, Pyralidae. Gene Ontology annotation, biological process: peptidyl-hypusine biosynthetic process.
GUUUAAUAACAUGUGAAUUACGUUUGUCCUCUCACGUUUUCUUGUUACUGUUUUGUUUAAUUUAUUUAAAAAUGUCUAAUGUUAGUGAUACUGCAAUAAAUAAUAUAGGAAAAGUGCUUAAUGAUCCCACGAGGCCCAUGAAGGAGCGUUUUAGAGCACUUUUUACCCUUAGAAAUUUGGGUGGCGAGGCUUCUAUACAAUGUAUUAGUCAGUGUUUUACUGAUGAAUCUGUGUUGUUAAAACACGAAUUAGCAUACUGUUUAGGACAAAUGCAAGACAAAAUAGCUAUUCCUAUACUACGGGAUGUAUUGGAAGACAAAAACCAGGAUCCAAUAGUUCGUCACGAAGCCGGUGAAGCACUAGGAGCUAUAGGGGAUCCCAAUCUACGAGAAUUACUUGAGAAAUACAUAACUGACCCAGCAAUAGAAGUAGCUGAAACAUGCCAAAUAGCUCUAGAGAGACUUAAUUGGGUUGCUAAUGACUCCAGCAAGGAAAGUCUAUCUAAAAGUCCAUAUUGUUCAGUGGAUCCAGCACCACCAAGCAGUGACAAUGAUGUACAGAGAUUAACCAAAAUUCUAAUGGAUGAAAAUAAACCUUUGUAUGAAAGAUAUAGGGCUAUGUUUAGUUUGAGGAAUAUGGCGACUACUGACAGUAUCAAUGCAUUAGGCGAAGGUUUCAAAGCCAGUAGUGCACUAUUUCGUCAUGAGGUGGCAUUUGUUUUUGGACAAAUGCAGGAUGAAAGGAGCAUACCCUACCUGAAGAAGACAUUAGAAGAUACAUCUGAACAUGAGAUGGUGCGGCAUGAGGCUGCAGAAGCCUUGGGCUCCAUCGCUACUGAAGAAUGCACAGAAGUGCUAAAAAGGUAUUUGAACGACCCACGUCCCGUGGUACGCGAGAGUUGUGAGGUAGCUCUCGAUAUGUCCGAGUAUGAAAACAGUCCAGAGUUCCAGUAUGCCAACACACUGGUCACUGUCAAGGGAUAGUAGUGGUCACGUCUCAGUUUUUAGUAUGCAUUUUAUUACUAGUGUUGCCUGACUUCGCACGUACAUUUUUAAACGCCAUCUAUCAGUUUAUUAAUAAACGAACUCAUGACGGCCUUGGUGGUCCAGCGGUUUAACAUACCACUCUACUUCCGAUGGUCGCGGGUUUGAUUCCUCGCACGCUGCAAAGAUUUGUAUUCAUGAGGAUGAUUGUUUGUACCGUUCUGGAUGUUUUCUAUGUAUAUUAUACAUGUAUUUAAAAAAAAUGUAUAAGUAUUUAUAUCAGUUCUCUAGUACCCAUAAUACAAGUUUUUCUCGCUUGGGACUAGAUGACAUUGAGUGAAUAGGCAUGAUGACUGAUUUAAAAAAAACUCUCCACGACGUUCCUACAAUCUAUCUUUAUAUAAAAUAAGUCAU